Menidia menidia (Atlantic silverside) is the source of this 1215-nucleotide messenger RNA. NCBI's taxonomy places the organism in Eukaryota, Metazoa, Chordata, Actinopteri, Atheriniformes, Atherinopsidae. The record is from the annotation of a GenBank genome assembly.
UCGGUGUGAGAGGCGGCAGGGAGCGUUAACGUUAUGGGUCAACAAAAGAAUCUGGAGGGAUAUGUUGGCUUUGCAAGCCUUCCCAACCAAGUGUACAGGAAGUCUGUGAAGAGGGGCUUUGAGUUCACCCUGAUGGUCGUGGGUGAGUCGGGACUGGGCAAAUCGACUUUGAUCAAUUCCCUGUUCCUAACAGACCUGUAUUCUCCCGAAUAUCCUGGCCCUUCACAUAGAAUCAAAAAGACUGUACAGGUGGAGCAGUCUAAAGUUUUAAUAAAGGAGGGCGGCGUCCAGCUGCUGCUCACCAUCGUGGACACCCCCGGGUUCGGAGACGCCGUGGACAACAGCAACUGCUGGCAGCCUGUCAUCGACCACAUAGACAGUCACGGCCUCAAACCGCUGGAUAUCGAGUUUAUGAAACGGUUGCAUGAGAAAGUCAAUGUCAUCCCACUGAUCGCCAAAGCAGACACUCUCACCCCGGAGGAAUGCCAACAGUUCAAGAAGCAGAUCAUGCGGGAAAUCCAGGAGCACAAAAUCAAGAUUUACGAGUUCCCCGAGACGGAUGACGAAGAGGAGAACAGGCUGGUGAAGAAGAUCAAAGACAAGCUGCCGCUGGCCGUGGUGGGGAGCAACACCAUCAUCGAGGUGAACGGCAAGAGAGCAAGAGGCAGACAGUACCCCUGGGGGGUCGCUGAAGUUGAGAACAGUGACCACUGUGACUUCACCAUCCUGAGAGACAUGCUCAUACGAACCAAUAUGCAGGACCUGAAGGACGUCACAAACAACGUCCACUACGAGAACUACCGCAGCAGGAAGCUGGCCGCCGUCACCUACAACGGCGUGGACAACAACAAGGCUAAAGGGCAGCUGUCCACCAAACUUGACACAGUUGAAGGAAUGAGCCCCCUGGCCCAGAUGGAGGAGGAGAGGCGAGAGCAUGUGGCCAAGAUGAAGAAGAUGGAGAUGGAGAUGGAGCAGGUGUUCGAGAUGAAAGUCAAGGAAAAAGUGCAGAAGCUCAAAGACUCCGAAGCAGAGCUUCAGCGGCGUCACGAACAGAUGAAGAAGAACCUGGAGGCUCAGCACAAGGAGCUGGAGGAGAAGAGGCGCGUGUUCGAGGAGGAGCGGGUAAACUGGGAGACCCAGCAGCGCCUGGAGCAGCAGAAGCUGGAGGCGUCCAGGACUCUGGAGAAAAACAAAAAGAAAGGCAAGAUCUUCUAG